AUGGCAACAUACGGUGACGAGCCAGUCGAUCGUUAUUUCUAUUCAUCUUACAACAACCCUUAUUCGGGCAGAUACCGGCCCAAGGAGCUUCCGAGGAAGUACAAAGGUAGCUACCUGUCCCACUAUGGCGCCGACGCAUCGGAGGCCUUCAACAACCAGCAACGGGCCCAGCUCAAGUCCAUCCUGUCUCAGAUCAACCCCAAGCUCACGCCGAGGCUCCGCAAGGCAAACACCAAGGACGUGGCCGUGCAGGUCAACCCCAAGCAGGACGCCUCGGUGCAGUGCUCCCUCGGGCCAAGAAGCCUCGGCGCGGUCAAGCGAGACUUCCGGCGUAAGAAAGGCUCCGAGAGCUCCGUGACGUCCGGCGACGGUGGAAGCCCCAAGGGGGUCGUGCGCUACCCGCGGACCCUGGCGCUCUACUCCCCCGUCGCCUACCGGAACAUCACCUGCUUCCUGCCGGAGGACCAGGAGUCGUCGCCGGCGCCGCCGCCGCCCGCGGAGGCUCCUCCGGCCGAGCGGGGAGAGGAGGUCGAGGCUGCCGCGGGCGCCGAUGACGAGGGGGGCGAGAAGCAGGAGGAGAAGGAGGCCGAGCCGAUCAAGUCAAAAGAUCCGCCGAAGAGCGAGGACACCAGGGCCGCCAUUGAGGAGCCUCCAAAGGAGAAAGCGAGAGUGCGCUUCCAGUUUCUGGAGCAGAAGUACGGAUAUUACCACUGCAGAGAGUGCAAUCUGAGAUGGGAGAGUGCCUACGUGUGGUGCGUUCAGGCCACCAAUAAGGUUUACUUCAAACAAUACUGCAGGAAAUGCCAAAAGGAGUUCAACCCGUACCGUGUGGAGGACAUCACAUGUCAUACGUGCAACAAAGCCCGCUGCUGCUGCGCCUUAACUCAACGCCACGUGGACCCCAAGCGUCCGCACAGGCAGGACUUGUGCGGCCGCUGCAAAGGCAAGCGACUCUCCUGCGACAGCACCUUCAGCUUCAAGUACAUCAUCUAA
Molecule: messenger RNA, 993 nt
Organism: Phycodurus eques (leafy seadragon)
Lineage: Eukaryota; Metazoa; Chordata; Actinopteri; Syngnathiformes; Syngnathidae
Gene: zar1
Product: zygote arrest 1
Exons: 4
Coding region: 1-993 (330 amino acids)
Biological process (GO): translation
Cellular component (GO): cytoplasm
Molecular function (GO): mRNA base-pairing post-transcriptional repressor activity
Source: RefSeq, a predicted model, not a curated record